GUAAUCACUAAGCGACCCGUAGGACCCAUGCUUUGGAUGAGUUCAUGUAAAAAAAACAAAAAACAAAACAACAAAGAAACAAAAAACUUGCCCGUUAAGAUAAUUAUUUAGGUGAAGCUGUAACUGGAGUGUGUAUCUCAGUUCCGGACUACAAAUAGCCUCUAGCUACUGUCGUACUUGUAGUCUCUGCAGCUGUAUAACCAUAGAGGUCAGAGAAAGUCUACGUUUACUUACUUGCCUAAAUAGCUCCAUUGUGUUAUGUCAAACCUACACUCGUGAAAUGAUUUUUAUUGUAUCGUCUCACUCUUAAUGAUACGAGUCAUGUGAUGAUAAUAUUUGUUAACACCAUGCACAACUUGGCACGGUACCUAAUUUUCUUUCAGUACAUUGGAACAAAAUACAGUGGUGCAGUGAAAGUUCCUCCACAUUCGCCUAAAAAGGGAAUUCAGGACCACUUAGAGGAAGCAAUUCAGAGGCUGAGGCCACUCAAUUCAGUAUCCCUGUCUGUGUCCAGCAGGACAGACAAGGGUGUCCACGCCCUCAGUAACUCUGCUCACUUUGACCUUCAGCGCAGGAACGAUAAACCUCCAUUUUCUGAAUAUAAUAUUGUACAAGCUCUAAAUUUUCACCUCACUACGGAGCAAAUUAGGAUCACGCAUGCUUAUCUUGUUCCAAAUGACUUCCAUGCCCGUUUUCAUGCCCAAUCUCGGACCUACAUCUACCGAAUAGCUCUGGGUACCACUCGCCAUGAUCUCCCCCUCGUAGACUGCAAUUUGUGCUGGAACAUCUGCAACACAGAGCUGGAUGUGGAAGCCAUGCGUGAGGCUGCUACUCUGCUGUCUGGGACUCAUGACUUUAGCAGCUUCCAGGCAGUAAACUCAGACAUGGCUUUUAGGAACCCUGUGAAGACGAUGGAUGUGGUCAACAUACAGCCAGGAAGCUCUUUUGCACGUGCAUACUUUCACAGAGAGAUACCAUUCUGGGAGCUGACUUUUACAAGUCGAUCUUUUCUCUAUAAGCAGGUGAGGAGGAUGACUGGAGCCCUGGUGGGUGUAGGUCAAGGGAAGCUGUCAGUGUCCCAGUUAAAUGAGAUUCUGGAGGCUCGGGACACUUACGCCUACCCUCAGGCUCUGGUUGCUCCAGCUUGCGGCCUCUUCCUUACUAAGGUGGAUUAUAAAGAAUCAGACCUACAACUUUCACAACAGCCAUCCUCCACUGAGAACUGAUAAAUUCAAAUUAAUUUGUUUGAUAUUUCUACACUUCUGCAGAAAAUGUGUAUAAUAAAGUCUUUGUGUAAAUUA
This is a messenger RNA of Melanotaenia boesemani (Boeseman's rainbowfish), 1301 nucleotides long. It is a transcript of the gene pusl1, whose product is annotated as pseudouridine synthase like 1. Gene Ontology annotation, biological process: tRNA pseudouridine synthesis. Lineage: Eukaryota; Metazoa; Chordata; Actinopteri; Atheriniformes; Melanotaeniidae. The transcript is spliced from 9 exons. Gene Ontology annotation, molecular function: RNA binding; pseudouridine synthase activity. The record is from RefSeq and is a predicted model, not a curated record. The coding region runs from base 327 to 1226 and encodes 299 amino acids.